AGGAACUUCAUCCUGUUCUUGAGUGUGAGAAAAAGGCAAGUCAGCUGGAAUGUGACGUUUUAGUUACACAAAAUAAGUAGAUAAACUGAUUCCUGGGCUGGUUGAUGUUGAUACAGGAUACUUCCCUGGUAGCAGGAGAUAUUCUCUUCAAUGUUUCUAAAACACAAGAUGUAAUCAUGGGGUUGGACAAAAUAAUAUCUUCUUUGGAAAUGAAGCUCGCUGCUGCUAGAGCUGCUAAUGAUGAAAUAGCUGUUGUUGGUAGGAAACCAGUAAUUGAGCCUUUGAAUAACCGCCCUAAGGUUUUCUAUGUAAUGGGAAUCAUUACUGCUUUCAGCAGCAGAAAAUGCAGGGAUUCAAUUAGGGAAACUUGGAUGCCUCAAGGGGAGGAUCUAACAAAGUUGGAAAAGGAGAACAUUAUCAUACUGUUUGUAAUAGGGCACAGCGCAACCCCAGGUGGAGUCUUGGAUUGUGCUAUAGAUGCUGAGGAUACACAAUAGCAUUUUACUACAUGAUAAAGACAUGUUGCCUUGCAGAAUCAUGUGGAGGGAUAUCAUGAGCUGUCCUCUAAGACUCAAAUAUACUUUUCAACUGCAGCAGCAAAAUGGGAUGCUGACUUCUUUAUUAAAGUUGACGACAAUGUGCAUGUCAAUCUGGGUGUUGUAGGUUCAUUGUUAGACCGUCAUCGAUCUAAACCUUGUGUGUACGUGGGUUGCAUGAAAUCUGGACCCGUUCUUUCACAGAAAGGAGUGAAUUACCAUGAACCCGAAUACUGGAAAUUUGGUGAGGAGGGAAAUAAGUAUUUUAGGCAUGCAACUGGACAAAUAUAUGCGAUCUCCAAGGAUUUGGCUACCUACAUAUUGAUCACUGGGGACAUUCUACAUAGGUAUGCAAAUGAAGAUGUUUCUCUUGGUUCUUGGUUGAUUGGGCUUGAUGUUGAACAUAUUGAUGAACGAAAUUUGUACUGCAGAACACCCCCAGAUUGCGAGUGGAAGGCCCUAGCUGGGAACAUUUGUGCUGCAUCGUUUGAUUGGAAUUGUAGUGGAAUAUGUAAAUCAGUGGAAAGGAUGGAAGAGGGAAAUGGAGCAAUAUGGCAUACUAGUUUCUGGAAUUUUAUGAUCAUAUGCAGUUUAAUUUUUUUGGCUGUCAGUCUAAUCGUAGCCCCAAUUUUUGACUUGAAAUCUGCAAUGAAUAUUAACUUAAUUGGAAUUGGGCAGAAAAUUGAUGUUCCAAAGCUGGUUAAGGGCGAAGAGAUAUGUUACUACCAUUGAUUGAUCGUUGAAAAAAAUUGAGUGGACGGAAUAUGCAUGUUCAAUGUGUUAGUGAAAGGGAACUGCAAUAAUUAUUAUAAGGUAGCAAAAUUUGCUAUGAUGAAUGACAUGUUUAUGGAUCCACACUGGGGUCCAUGUAAAUUACUCCAAUUAACAAACAAGACUAUUUACCACAUGCACCGACCACUGUUUCCAUGUUGUCAAGAGUUAGGUUUGGUCGGAGAUAAAUCAUUGCACCAUCUUUGGUUUCCUUUUGAAUUUGACCUUAAACCCUAUCUAUGUUACAAGUUUCAUCUAAACUCUUUAAUCUUCUAUUCACAUCCCUUUAAUACAAUACUAGUUGUAUCUUUUUUUAAUCUCUAAACUCUAUCACUUAGCUUGCAAAAUAUAUAUGUAUAUAUUUCCACUAUUUUAUCACUCACACAUCUUCCUCAUGUAUAAAAUCCAAUAAAACUUUUUUUGAUUGUGUUGGUGCACAC
This is a messenger RNA of Solanum pennellii, 1747 nucleotides long. Its product is annotated as beta-1,6-galactosyltransferase GALT31A. The record is from RefSeq and is a predicted model, not a curated record. Gene Ontology annotation, cellular component: Golgi membrane. Gene Ontology annotation, molecular function: hexosyltransferase activity. Lineage: Eukaryota; Viridiplantae; Streptophyta; Magnoliopsida; Solanales; Solanaceae.